AAGGGCAACAACAGCUCCAGCUGACCUGACCCUCUGUCACCUCCAAGUCCCUCUCCAAUUCCAACAGCCAAAAUGUCGACGAUGCCAGCGCAGUAUGGCCACAACGAGGCCUGCUGCAACAUUCCCCCGGUUCUUUCCAACGGCUAUAAUGGCCAGGGCUCCUACGAAGAGGUUGGCGGCCUUAAGAGCUAUGUGACUGGCCCAGCCGACGCCAAAAAGGGCAUCCUAGCUAUCUACGACAUCUUCGGCUACUUCCCCCAGUCUAUCCAGGGCGCUGACAUCCUCGCCACCAACCACAAACAGCAGUACCGCGUCCUUAUCCCCGACUGGUUCGAGGGCAGCCCCUGUCCUAUUGACUGGUAUCCUCCCAACACCCCCGAGAAGCAAGAAAACCUCGGCGCCUUCUUCCAGAAGAAUCCCCCGACAAAGGUCGCCGGCCAGGUACCAGAAUUGCUCAAGGCCGCCAAGGCCAAGUACCCUGAAAUCAUCGACUGGGCCAUUAUUGGCUACUGCUGGGGCGGUAAGGUCGUUUCCCUCGUCACCAAGGCCGAUAGCACCAUCUUCAAGGCCGGCGCUGAGUGCCACCCCGCUAUGGUCGACCCUCAGGACGCCGAGGGCAUUAGGACGCCCCUUAUCCUGCUGGCGUCCAAGGAGGAGGCCGACGACGCGGUCAAGCAGUUCGAGGCGAACCUUCAGGGCCCCAAACACGUCGAGACGUUCAAGGACCAGAUCCACGGCUGGAUGGCCGCUCGUGCCGACCUCGACGAUCCACGCGUCAAGGAGGAGUACGUUAGGGGCUAUAAGACCGUCCUCAGUUUUUUUGCCAAGCACGUAUAG
Ilyonectria robusta is the source of this 837-nucleotide messenger RNA. RefSeq names its product dienelactone hydrolase family protein. NCBI's taxonomy places the organism in Eukaryota, Fungi, Ascomycota, Sordariomycetes, Hypocreales, Nectriaceae. The coding region runs from base 73 to 837 and encodes 254 amino acids. Gene Ontology annotation, molecular function: hydrolase activity. The record is from RefSeq and is a predicted model, not a curated record. The transcript is spliced from 3 exons.